Prionailurus viverrinus (fishing cat) is the source of this 825-nucleotide messenger RNA. Its product is annotated as WW domain-binding protein 2-like. Gene Ontology annotation, molecular function: chromatin DNA binding; transcription coactivator activity. The record is from RefSeq and is a predicted model, not a curated record. NCBI's taxonomy places the organism in Eukaryota, Metazoa, Chordata, Mammalia, Carnivora, Felidae. Gene Ontology annotation, biological process: positive regulation of DNA-templated transcription. The transcript has 3 exons. Gene Ontology annotation, cellular component: nucleus.
AUGGUACUCAACAAGAAUCACUCGCAGGGUGGCAGAAUGAUCGUCAACAACACUGAGAGCAUCCUAAUGUUUUAAUACUGUGUGGAACUUACAUUCAAAGACAUGAAGAAGGUGCCUGUGGCCUUCAAAGAGACCAAGAAGUCCUUCAUGGUGCUGUUUUAUCUGAUGAAGGACUGUGAGAUCAAGCAGCCUGUGUUUGGUGCAAACUACAUCAAGAGGACAGUGAAGGCUGGAGCAGGAGGUGGCUGGGAAGGCUCUGCGACACACAAGUUGACCUUUAUGGUAGGGAGUGCCAUCAUGUUUGGACAACAGAUACUGCAAGUGGCAUCUCAAGUUCCAGGACCUCCUAUGAUGGAUGGGGUCAUAGGUUAUGUGCCCCAUCCUAGGCCCAUGGAACCUCCAGUCAGCAUCCCUGAAGUCCCCUCCACUCCUGGAGCUGAAGGUAAAGCUGCAGAAGCGGCUACCAGAGACUAUUACAAUCUGGGUAACCCACAUGAUGUCUACACUCCCACGAACCAGCUUCGGCCACCUUCCUACUACCAGUCUCCCCAUGGAAGAAGAACCAGCAUACCCUUCCUGCUCCUGCCUCCCACCCCUGGACUGGUGUUGAGGGAAAGGGGGCCCCUGACUCAGAAGCCAUGCCUCCCAGCUUCUCAAGCUAGCCCAGAGCCCACGGCGCUGCUUGGAUGCACUUCCCUCUCACCAUCCCUGGUGCUCUCCUCAGGAGCAUGGGUGAUCAUCUCGUUCCUGUCUUGCUCUGGUAGCUUCUACUCACAGAGGGACUUUCUGGCCACCUUGUCUACUCAGUACAGCUCCCUCGUUUGA